CCUGCAAAGUCUCAAGGCGCAACCACCGAUCGAUGAGGACAAAACGAGCAAUGGAUGAAAACCAACCGCUUGAAAGGGGAAAGUGAAAGCAAAAGCAAAAGGGGCUGAACGUGAAGAGAGAAAUUCUUCAUCUUCAGCCUUCGGUCAAUUCUACUCUCUUUGGAGCAGGGCGAAUUCAACUGUGAUAUCACGAGGAGGAUGGAGAAGAAGAAAUGAGGCUUCUUGUUGGUCUGUUGAUGCGAUAUCCCCUAAUCUACUGCUCAGGAGGGUUUCUUCUUCAGCCCUAAAUUCUUGAUUUGCUCUCUUUCUUCUGCAAACCGUAGAUCCUUUCUUCGUCUUUUCGUUCUCGUUCUGCGUGUGAAUAAUUUUCUCGAGACCAAUGUUUGAAGUCUUCUUCGACUUUUGAAGGGUUUCUGGCCGGAAUCUGAGAGUCCAAUUCUGGAAGUUGCGGACAACAUUGUCACUCCUUCCCCCGAAUUGGAUGUUUUUACAAUUGGCGGCGAACUGAGCCCUGGCUCCAGGCACCUUUGCACCUUAGUGCACAACUACGUCAGUGCAUUUGCUGCACAAUCUUGUUCUUGUUCCCUACUCUCUCUUGUUCGAUUCUCCUGUACAUCAUCAAAAAGCCUCAAACUGCUGCUGAAAGCGCAAACAGAUGGAUGAGGAUUGGGAAAGAUGUUUAGUGGAGUUGCAUCAAUUCGCUACUAACCACUCUGGUCUGCCAGUGACAUGCACAUCGUGCCAAAGAGUCAUUUCACCUGAUAAUGAGGCUGGGGAUCUUGAAGGAAUCAGCUUGUGUGGAGAUUGUAAAUUUUUGUUUCUAGAAGAAUCUGGGACCCCCAUGAAUGACACCCAUCAAAGGAGAACUAGAACAAGAACAAGAUACAGCAGUUCGGAGUCAAUCGAGAAUCUUUUCUCACAACAUUUUUCACAUAUAGCUAGUCUGGCAAUGCAAGGCCAGCCAACUGCACUUGGUCGUGAGAGUCAAGCUGCAGAUGGUGAUGCAGCUGUGAGGUUCCAGCAGCAUGCACAUUCCCGAACUACUCCAACUGGCUCUAGAAGAUGGAGCAUACUGUCUGAUACUGAAAGUGAUGGGUUUGAUUCUGUUUAUGGGGAUAGUGAGUCGAAUAUUAGCUUUGGUUUUAAUGGGUACAGAUACUUCAGAGAGAGUGACGGGAUCUCAUUUAGUGCUUAUGGAGGGGACUCUGAGGGUUCAGUAGAUGGGCGUAGCAUAUUGGAGACUGAUAUGUUUGUGCAUCCAGAUGCAGGAAGUGAUCUUGGUGGUGAUACUGAUAUUGACCCCAUGCAUGCAGGUCUCGACCAAUGGAACUCAGAUGAUCAAGAAGACGACUAUGAUGAAGAUGAAGAAGAUAAUGACUGGGAAGAAGCUGAUACUGAGGAAAAUGCUGCUGAAUCUUCAGUGGGGGUCCAGUUUCAAACUUCUUUAGGUCCAAGUGAAAGCAAUUCCCCUAUUAUAUGGCUAGGGCAGCUUCGUUCUCCUGAAUCCCCGGGAGCCAUUAGUCUUAGAGCCGGGGAAAGGAGGGAAACAAAUAUCCAUAACAUUUUUGCUGAACCUGAGAUGCUCCAACUCCAAGUUUAUAGGAGUCCUGAGAAUGAUCGUGCAAGACAUUUUCAAUCGCUGCUUGACAGUCUUGCUGAGCAUGACAACGCAAGAAGAGGAGCACCUCCUGCUUCAGUAUCCUUUCUGAAUGAUUUACCUCGUGUGGUCAUCAAAGAGGACCAUGAGAACACCGAUUGUUUGGUCUGUGUAAUCUGCAAAGAUUCUCUCUCGGUUGGGACUGUUGCAAAUCAGCUUCCUUGUCUUCACCUGUACCACCCUGCCUGUAUAUUGCCAUGGCUGCAAGCUCGGAACACAUGCCCCCUGUGUCGGUACGAGCUUCCAACUGACAACCAAGAUGUCGAGGAACGGAGGCGUAACACUAGCAGCAGACGUUUGGAGCAUGAGAUCCAGCAGCAGGAGAUGAGCGACUAUAGUUCCUCUGAGGAAGAGGAAGAGGAGGAUGAUGAUGAUAUAGGCGACCGAGAGUUUUAUCUUUUCGCAAGAGAGGAGGCGGCGGCAGAACUUGCAACUGAAGAGCACCAUGCCACAUGGAGCUCCAGUAGGGAGAGUGGAAGUGGGAGUGGGAGAGGUAGAUGGUUGUUUCUUGCAGCUGCUCCUAUCGUCGGCCUCUUCGGUAUUGCUCUGAUGUUGUGGUUAGGCAACAGUGGCUGCCAUAGGUUCCGGCUACCGGAUCCCAGUUCUGGCGGCCGGCCACUCAACCAAAGGGAGAACAGGAGCAGGAGGUGGUGGUGCCCUUUCUAAAGAAACCAUUUAUUUUGAUGAACUUUUAUUAGGGGUGUAGUAGUCUUGGCUUUAGCUUAGCGUCUUUAAUCAUAUCCCCCAAAAAAAUGUUUCUGCCAUUAAGCGUGUACAGCCUUCUUGGUUGAACGAAGUCUUUUCUGCGUAAGCGUUGGUUGCAAGCAGAUAAGAGAAGGGGCUGUAGAAUGGAAUUAUUAGAUAAAACCACGAUUCCAGUGUUGUUUUGAUAACAAUAUUAAUAUAAAUCCCAAUGAAAAAUGGAAUUGAAUC
Diospyros lotus (date-plum) is the source of this 2590-nucleotide messenger RNA. RefSeq lists its product as uncharacterized. Bases 656 to 2323 code for a protein of 555 amino acids. The transcript has 3 exons. Gene Ontology annotation, cellular component: cytoplasm. Lineage: Eukaryota; Viridiplantae; Streptophyta; Magnoliopsida; Ericales; Ebenaceae. Gene Ontology annotation, biological process: protein ubiquitination. Gene Ontology annotation, molecular function: ubiquitin protein ligase activity. The record is from RefSeq and is a predicted model, not a curated record.